AUGUUUUUUUUUAAAAAUGUUCAAAGAUAUUGUUUUUAUAGAAGAAUAUAUGAAAAUAUACAAAUCAUAAGGGCAUUACAAAUAAAAGAAAAAGCAAAAAAUAAUGUAACGAAAAGAAGAGAGGGGUGGUGGGAUAAUAAUGUAAAUGAAAAUGAUAGAAAUAUGUGUAGGUCAAAGAAUUAUUUGUCGGGAUGUACUACUAGGGAUGACAAUAUGAAGGAUGAUAAUAUGAAGGAUGAUAAUAAGAAAGAUGAUAAUAUGAAGGAUGAUAAUAAGAAAGAUGAUAAUAAGAAAGAUGAUAAUAUGAAGGAUAAUAAUAUGAAGGGUAGAAAUACAAAAUGUGAUAAUAUAAAAGAUAAUAAUAACGAUAAUAAUAGUAUUAAUAAUAAUAGUAUUAAUAAUAAUAUUAAGGAUAAAGAUGAAAAACAUUUCUAUAAAAACAUCUUUUCCGAGUUAAAAAAAGUAAAUGGUAAAUGUUCAAAGAGAUAUGUCCCUGUAGAUGAAAAAAAGAUAAAAACUGUAACAAAUGAAGAUCAUUUAUCAAAGAAAAAUAUCCUAGAAAGUGAAAAAAAGGAUGCAUAUUUUUCCUCUACACAUGAUGAAGGAAAUAAUAAAGAAGAAAUUAAAAAUGACAAUAUAUGGAUUAUUCCACAAAGUAUUCCAUCAAAUGAUGUGUAUAAUAUAUCGAAACAGAAAAAAGGACAAUAUAAAAAUAAUGAAACAAAAGAAAAAUAUUUAAGAGAAAAAAAUAAAUAUUUAGUAAGAAAGGAUAUUUACUUAAAAGUUAAAAAUGAACAUAUUAAUAAUAAAGAGUUGUUACGAAAAAAAGAAAUAUAUCCUAAAAGAGAUAUGAAUAAAAAUAAUAAAUUAAAAAUGAAAAAAAUAAUAAAAGAAAAAAAUGAGGAGAUGCUAAUUAAAAAGAAUGAUAAGGAUAAAAUAUCUCAACUGGAUAUAAUAAAUAAAAAUAAGGGAACAAAAAAUGUGGAUAAUAGAAAAAACUAUUUAAUAGUAAAAAAUGGUAGUAGCAGUAGUAAUAAUAAAAUGAAUUAUUUAUUAAGUAAUAAUAAUAAUAAUAAUAAUAAUAACAAAGUUCUUUUCAAUAAUGGAAAAAAAAUUAAUAAUAUGGAAGGAGAACAAAAAGAUGAUAUUAAUAAUUCACAAAUGCAUAAUUAUAAAAAUAAAGAUGUAUCAAAUAAAAUUAUAAUUUCAUCACAAAAUAGUUUUUUACCAAAUGUGGAAAAGAAUAAUAUUUUUGUUGAGUAUGAAACUCACUGGGAUAAUGAUAAAAUAAAAGAAAUGUUAGAACUUCAAAAGGAUACAAAGAUAUUGAAAAAUUAUUUAUUUAAAGGGGUACUAUAUAUUUCACCCUUUGAUACAAAUAAAUGCUUUGUUAUUAGUAAAGAAACAGAUGGGUUAAUGAAAUGUAAACUUUAUUCGGUGUAUGGUUAUAUAAGUAGGAAUAGAGCUUUAAAUGAUGAUGUAGUAUAUGCAUAUACAGAACGAAGAACUAUCAAAAAUGAAAAUGUUUCAAAUAUGGAAAUUAAUAUAGGAAUGGAAAAAGAAAAAUAUGAAAACAGAGACAAGAUAGAUGUUGUAAAAAAUCAAUACAAUGAAAAAGAAGACAAUAAUAAUGAAAAAAAUGAAGAAAUCGAAAAAGGUAAAUUUUGUAGAGUUGUGAAAAUUGUUGAAAGGAAGAAUGUGGAGGUGGUCGGUUCUUUAAAUUAUUUAAAUAUAAAGGAAAAAAUAAAUAAUAUUUUUGGAAAGAAAAGUAAAUUUAAUAAAAAUAAAAAAAAAAAUGAAAAUUGCUAUAUAGAAUUGGAUGAUAAUAAUAUGGGAAAUAAUAUGGUUGAUGAUGUUUUUAAAUAUAACAAUCAUGAUGAUAUAAAUAAUAAUAAUAAUAUAUUACAUUCAUCCAAUAUAUUCCACCUUUUGAAUGAAAAAAAUAAUUAUGUUUAUGCAAAAAUACAACCAACAGAUUCUAGAUUACCUUGUUUUAUUUAUGACUCUUCCAAUAAUAUUACAAACAUGUUAUUAAAUUAUAUAAGAAGAGAAAAAUUAAAUGUAUAUGUUAUUGUAAAAUUUAAAGAAUGGGAAAAAAAACAAAUAAAUCCUAUAGGAAAUAUAACUACCAUUUUAGGUAAUGAAAAUAAUUUUUUUGGUAUCAUAUAUUUAUUUUUAUACUUAUAUAAAAUUCAUUAUUAUAUUUAUAAAAUAACAGAUAUGAAUUAUUUGAAAUCUCAAAUUGUAAUCAGUGAUAAAAUUAUGAACUCUUUUAUUAAUCGUAAAAGCCAUAUGGAACAAUUAUUAUUAUUAAAUGGAUAUAACAAAGAAAAAGAAUAUUCCAUCCAAGAAAUAAAUAAAAAAAUUGCUUAUUUAAAAAAUGCACAAAAAGAGAAAAAAUUGUUAGAAAAAUAUAUGUUGAAAAGCUUUUUAUCAAAUAGGUAUAUAAUUACAGACCUUGAUAUAUUUACUAUAGAUCCAACAAAAGCUAAAGAUUUGGAUGAUGCUUUAUCUAUAGAAUUUAUAAAGGAUAAUAAAGAACAACAAGAAUUAAAAUACAGAUACAAAAUAGGAAUACAUAUAUCAGAUGUGUCCUUUUUUGUUACACCUAAUUCGUAUUAUGAUAAUCUAGCUUCAAAAAUAUGCAACACUGUAUAUAUGGAUUUUACGGUCCUUCAUAUGCUUCCCUCAAUUUUAAGCGAAGAAAUAUGCUCAUUAAACACAAAAGGAGAAAAGCUAGCCUUUUCCAUAUUUUUCUACGUAGAUAAUAUAAGUAACCCAUAUAAUAUCACGCAAAUGGAAUAUGAUGGUUAUGAAAAGAAACCACAUUUUAUAGAAAUUAAAAAAACAUUGAUUAGAAGUAAAUAUAAAUUAAAUUAUGAUAUGGUUGAAGAUUAUAUAGAAGAUAUAUAUAUAAAUAUAAAGGAAAAGGAUAAAGAUAUUAACACUAUUGAAGAGGUAAUAUUAAUUAAUGGGAAUAUAUCAUUAAGCUAUUUUAUAUAUAAUUUUGAUGAUAUAUGUAAAAAGUAUAAUAUAUCUGAAAAAAUUGGUGGUGAUAUAUUCAGAUUAUAUUUAUUAUCAAAAAUGUUGAAACAAAAAACAAAGAGGAAAAAUAUAUAUCAAAAAUAUUCCUUAUUAUUUUCUUUAAAUAAUAAUAAAAAGAAUAACUCGGAAAAAAUACUUCCAUUAAGUAUAGAACAAUUAAGUAAUAAAUAUUUAUCGAAAAUAAGAAAUACUAAUGAUAUUAAUAAUAAGAAUAAUAUGUAUAAAAGUUUUAAUCAAUUUUUAAUAGAUGAAGGUUAUUAUAAUUUAUUAGAACCUAUGAAUUUAAAAAACGUGGAUAUUGAAAUAUUAGAAUAUAAAAAGAGGAGUCAUAUGUUAAUUGAAGAAAUGAUGAUACUUACUAAUUUUUUAGUAGCAAAUGUUAUAUCUAUUAAUAAUAAGUUAGGUAUAUUAAGAAUACAUGAAGAUACAUCUGAAGACAUUAAAAAAAAUUUAUUAAAAAUAAUAGAUUAUCAAACAUAUAAUAAAAUUAAUACAAUGAUAAAUAUCGAAAAUAAUAAUAUUAAUGAUAUUUUAUUAGUUAGUCAAAAAGUAUUGAACGAAAAUCAGUUCUUAUGUUUACAAUAUAAUUUAUUAAAAUAUUAUAAAGAAGCUAUAUAUAUACCAACCGUAGAAGGACAAAAUAACACAACCCAUUUUGGACUUGUUCUGAACAAAUAUAUUCAUUUUACUUCACCAAUAAGAAGAUAUAUAGAUAUAGUAAUUCACCGAAUUUUACAAAGUUUAAUUGAUCAAGAUAAUGUUGGGAAUUACAAAUAUGAUAUGUUAAAAAAUAUAUGUGACCAGUGUAAUUAUCAAAAGAAAAAAUCAGACGAGGCACAAAUUCAUAUGAAAAAUUAUUUCUUAAAUAAAUAUUUAAUAUAUUUGAAUGAUAUAUAUAAAAGAGUAAUGCAAAACCAUCGUAUGAAUGGUUAUUAUAGUGUGCACGGAAAUAAUGAAAAUAAUAUUGAUGAGAAUAAUAAUAAGAUAUAUAAUAAUAUUGAUGAGAAUAAUAAUAAGAUAUAUAAUAUUGAUGAGAAUAAUAAUAAGAUAUAUAAUAAUAUUGAUGAGAAUAAUAAUAAGAUAUAUAAUAAUAUUGAUGAGAAUAAUAAUAAGAUAUAUAAUAAUAUUGAUGAGAAUAAUAAUAAGAUAUAUAAUAAUAUUGAUGAGAAUAAUAAUAAGAUAUAUAAUAAUAUUGAUGAGAAUAAUAAUAAGAUAUAUAAUAAUAUUGAUGAGAAUAAUAAUAAGAUAUAUAAUAUUGAUGAGAAGAAUAAUCAAAUAAGUAAUAAUUAUAUCCAUUUGGAGGAUGAAAAUAAAAAGUUAUAUAAUCCUUCAAAUAAAAACGUACAAAGAAGAGAUCACAUAAGUUUAUCAACUUAUAAAGAAAUUUUAUAUAUGUCCAACUAUAUGCCUAUUAAAAAAUAUUUUUAUUUAAACAAUGGUAUUAUAAGUUUUUUAACAGAAGCAUAUAUCCAAGAAAUAAUUAUUACGAAAAGUAUAAGAGAAAAUAUAUGUAUAAAUAUAGUAAAAGAAAAUUAUAUUUCUAUUAAUGAAAAUUAUAGUAAUGAAAUAAUUCCAUAUACUUGUUUUAUAUGUAAUGAUUAUCCCCAUAAAGAUAUAGAAAAAGAUUAUAUUCGUAAUGAUAAUUUAAAUAAUGACAAUUCAUUAUUUAAUUCGCAAAUGGAUAAUAAUGAAAAUGAAACUAAUGUAGAAACAUUAUUUAAAAAAUCUAUAAAUGAAAAUAAUAAAUUAAAAAAUGCUAUUGUAUUUUAUGUACCAAUAUUGGAGAUAGAGAAAUCUAUAAGUGAUAAUUUAUUAAGCCUAAAAUUUCACUUUUUAAUUAUUUCUUAUAAGGAAAAAAUAUAUAUUUACAAUAUACUAAAAGGUGUAUUAUAUGAAAUGUGUAAUAAUAUUUUAUUAUGUAGAAAUGAAAAAAAUAAUAAUGAUAUAUAUGAUGAUGACAUUAAUUUAGAAGAUGAAUAUAAAAAAAAUAAAGAAUUGUAUGAUAUUUUUGAAAAGAUUAAACAUAUUCAAUUGGAUAUAAAAUAUAAAAUGGAAAGUGUUGAAAAUAAAAAAGAUUUUCAAAAUGUAUAUGAUGGUUUAUAUAUUCAUGAUGUACUUAUUGAAAAAAAUAAAAAUGAAAAAGACGAGGAAAAUAAAUCAAACAUAUUGACAUAUAAAAAAAAUACUACCAUUAAUAACAUAUCAAAUGAACAAAAUUAUAUAAAUAAUGUGGAAAAUGAUGAAAGUGAAUAUUUAAAAUGUUUAAAUGAUAAAAAAUUAGAAUAUAAAUAUUAUAAUAGUUAUGAAAAAUUAAGUAGAUUUCAAAAAAAUAAAGUUUUUAUAAUACCGGGAAGCCAAAUGUGGACAUUACGCCUAAUUUGA
Molecule: messenger RNA, 5427 nt
Organism: Plasmodium reichenowi
Lineage: Eukaryota; Apicomplexa; Aconoidasida; Haemosporida; Plasmodiidae
Product: exoribonuclease II, putative
Exons: 2
Coding region: 1-5427 (1808 amino acids)
Biological process (GO): mRNA catabolic process
Cellular component (GO): exosome (RNase complex); P-body
Molecular function (GO): 3'-5'-RNA exonuclease activity; RNA binding
Source: RefSeq, a predicted model, not a curated record